AUGGACGAGAUAACAGCCACUCCAACUCUCGAUGACAUAAUAUCAGCUACAUCCACUUUGCUAGAUAUUAUCUCGACUUCCACCGCAGACAACUCUAUAGGUAUAGGAUUCGAUUAUCCGAAUGGGACCAGUCCAUUCGACGUAUUUGACAAUUCAACCAUAUCAGAUCCCGGUAUAGGUACGAUAUCAGAUUCAGAGGGGAGUUAUGUACUGAAUACGUUCAUUGGUCUACUGAUUGUGCUAGUCGCUUCGGUGUUCAAUGCUCUAGGGUUGAAUCUGACGAAAUUGGAUCAUGUAAGACAACAAAGUAUACCGAAGAGGCAGAGGAAGAAGGAGUGGAUGAGGAUACUAUGGCUGAGUGGAAUGGGGAUGUAUAUCGCAUCACAAGUCUUUGGCUCUCCACUGGCUUUGCGGUAUCUGCGUCCAGAUUGGGUAGCACCCUUGGGCAGCUCCUCAUUGGUUUUCAACUUCUUAUUUGCGUACUGGCUUGUUGGAACUCCCGUUACUCCCACUGAUAUACACGGUACUAUAAUUAUCAUCCUUGGUGUCAUCUUGAUUAUCAUAUUCUCUAGUAUAAAUCAUGGAUUAACCCAAUCUCUGGAUAUCGAAAGACUGAACUCACUAUGGUCUCGAGCAUCCUGGCUGGUCUAUUUCCUAUUCAUUGUCCUCUUCACGGCAUCCACAUACCUCGUCUCUUCAUUAUUCGCUUCACUCCUAGCCUCAAGAGCUUCUUUUUCCCCUUUACCCUCACCAACUCUUGAACUUCCCACUUCUCGACCCAAAUCUACAAAUGCAAUCAAAUCCUUCUUCAAGCGGAUAUCAAACCCUGUCAAAGGAAUCGAGAACAUCGCUGUCAGGAGAUUAGAAGCUUUCUUUGCUAGAACCGAUGAUGCUAGAUUAACUUGGCUGCAGGGUAUGGGAUGGGCUGUGACGGGUGGUAGUCUAGCGGGAUUAUGUUUGGUAUUCACCAAAGCUGCUGUAAAACUCUUCGGUUUACCUGGACAUCCUCUCGUACACCCAUCCGCCAUCAUCACCUUACUCCUGGUGAUCAUCACUGCUGUAUUGCAGAUUGUAUGUCUGGAUAGGGCAUUGAAAUGCGCAGAUACCGUCGUGGUAGUGCCUCUCUUCUACGCAGGGUACACUGUGUUUGGGUUCAUCAAUUCAUUGAUCUUCUACAAUGAGACUGGACAAUACGCACGAUGGGUUCUGGUUGCCGUGUUCAUCUCUAUAGCCGUAUUGAUCUCAGGAGUGGUAUUACUAUCACUAAAAUCAUCCGCCAAAGCUGCUCCUGACCCAUAUACCGUCUCUGCCCAACCUUCCAACUCGAUGCGCCUGAGACCUCGAAAUCACGCCAGGACACAAUCGGGAGUGACGGAUGCUGAAUCUGGACCAUCGUCUUCCAAGUACGACGGAGAUGAUGUUGACGCUCUGUCGGAUGGCGUGGUAGAACCUAGAGAUGUAUUAUGGGAAGUGGGGAGUGUAAGUGAUCCCUCGGAUGACGAACUCAAGGAGAACGAAAAGGGAAAAGGAAAGGGUGUAGGAGGGAUGAGAGGUGGGACAGGUGAAAGAAGAGGUUUGUUAGGUGAUGACGAGGAGGAUAUUCAUGAGGGAGAACAUGAAAGAGAUAGGAUAAAAGGUGGUACAGCAGAUGAUCAAAAUGAUAGGAUAAGAGGAAACCCUUUCGUGGAUGAUGGAGAUGGGGAUGAUGGAUUUGGCGAGUACGAAGGCGUAGAACAUGAAGAUGUGCAUGAGACGAAGUCUGGUGAAACUACUCCGAGGAAAGGAAGUAGGUAG
Molecule: messenger RNA, 1794 nt
Organism: Kwoniella botswanensis
Lineage: Eukaryota; Fungi; Basidiomycota; Tremellomycetes; Tremellales; Cryptococcaceae
Exons: 10
Coding region: 1-1794 (597 amino acids)
Biological process (GO): magnesium ion transport
Cellular component (GO): membrane
Molecular function (GO): magnesium ion transmembrane transporter activity
Source: RefSeq, a predicted model, not a curated record